AUGCAAGCAUUCCUUGCAAAUUCUUUCCUGCUGGCAGCAGUUACUCUCAGUCGAUGCGUCACGGCACAGGUGGUGGGAUGCGAGGCUGUGGACUGCCCAGCCGAUGGUUGCGUCGUCGGAAACACAACAAACCUCGAACUAGGAAUCGCGAAUUUCACCAGCGGCAGCCUCAGCCCGGACCAACCCCUAUCUUGGACCGUCGGCAUCGCUGACAUCCCCCAUCACAAUGCAGUUAACGACACAUGGUUGAGAAGCUAUUACCUCGGCACUCCACCCUCUCUCGACCUCGAUCAAUCUGGCAUCAGCGGCUGUGCACUUUUCUUUGAGGAUUCGGGGACCUUCCAGUUCAACAUCAGCGCCCAAGAAACAAGCAUCGGGACGUGUCAAGACGCCUUGACCACAAAAUGUGUCGACGACCUUGUCGCACGAGUGGCCAACAUCACGGCUACCUUGUCUUCUGAUGCUGCAACAAAUGCGAACCAAUCGACUCUCUGCUCGCAGUUGGGCCCUGCCUUGAAAGCCGACUUGCCGGCCAGUUGCAUGGGGCCGGUGGGACUUGAAUUGGUCCCUAUUGUUGCGAAAGACCUGACUGGUUCCAGCUCUGCGCUGCAACCCGUUCAACAGACCAAUUGCACUCUGACCACCGGGGGCUCGGGAUACAACGUUGGACUCGUCACAACCGAGUCCUACCACCAGCAGGACUUUGCCGAAGUCUAUACUUCGGGCUUCAUCUUCGGCGUCACUCCAAUCCUGACCCUUUUCUAUCCAACUCCCAGUCAACCUGGAAACAGUUCCACGGCUUUACAAGAGCCAGAAGUCCACCUCACCUGUGUGAAAAUUGUCGAAGCUGGUGCUUCCGAUGCGCAUGGGCCGACCUUGCUAAAUGCGGCGGCGUCACGGUCGAUCCGUGACUUGUACAGCUUCUUACCUGUAACGGCUUUUUUGGCUCUUAUCUUUGUUGCCCUUUGA
This is a messenger RNA of Cladophialophora immunda, 969 nucleotides long. RefSeq lists its product as uncharacterized. The record is from RefSeq and is a predicted model, not a curated record. NCBI's taxonomy places the organism in Eukaryota, Fungi, Ascomycota, Eurotiomycetes, Chaetothyriales, Herpotrichiellaceae. Bases 1 to 969 code for a protein of 322 amino acids. The transcript is spliced from 2 exons.